AUUUACCAACUCUGACCUGACGCAGGAGUGGUGGCGCUGUUUGCGGUUUGAACCCAACACCCCAAAAGAAGAAAUAGAUGCUAAUCCGAGGUUAGCUCUUGGCUCGUAAACACAUAAACAAACCUGCUUGGGCGGAGCUGCAGCGGGCCUCCUCUCUGUCUGACCCAGCAGGAGCAACAUGUCAGCGGAUACGAAGAUCGCUGAGCUGCUCACUGAGCUCCACCAGCUCAUCAAACAGACUCAGGAGGAGAGGUCACGCAGCGAACACAAUCUGCUGAACAUCCAGAAGACCCACGAGAGGAUGCAGACGGAGAACAAGACGUCUCCAUACUACCGCACCAAGCUGAGGGGCCUGUACACCACAGCGAAGGCCGAUGCAGAGGCUGAGUGCAGCAUCCUGCGCCACGCUCUGGAUAAGAUCGCUGAGAUCAAGUCUCUGCUGGAGGAGCGGCGGAUCGCUGCUAAGAUGGCUGGAGUUUACAGCGACAGCGACCCCCCCAGGAAGACCAUGAGGCGCGGCGUCCUGAUGACGCUGCUGCAGCAGUCGGCCAUGACGCUCCCGCUGUGGAUUGGCAAACCUGGAGAGAGCCCUCCUCCUCUGUGCGGCGCGAUCCCGGCCAGCAGUGACUACGUGGCCAAGCAGGGCGACAAGGUGGCGGCGCGGGUGAAGGCCGUGGAUGGAGACGAGCAGUGGAUCCUGGCCGAGGUGGUCAGCUACAACCACUCCACCAACAAGUAUGAAGUGGACGACAUCGAUGAAGAAGGAAAAGACAGGAGGCACACGCUGAGCCGCCGGAGGAUCAUCCCUCUGCCUCAGUGGAAGGCCAACCCGGAGACCGACCCGGAGGCGCUGUUCAGCAAGGACCAGCUGGUUCUGGCCCUCUACCCGCAGACCACCUGCUUCUACCGAGCCCUGAUCCACACGCCGCCGCACAGGCCGCAGGACGACUACUCGGUUCUGUUCGAGGACACGUCGUACGCCGACGGAUACUCCCCGCCGCUCAACGUGGCGCAGCGCUACGUGGUGGCCUGUAAGGAGAACAAGAAGAAGUGAGGCUGCAGGCGACCGAACAAACUCAACGUUUCCAUGGAGCAUCACCUGCUGGCCAGUGCAGGAACUGCAGGGCGGAGAGUCGCUUUUAUUUACAUGUAAAUUGUUGCACAAAGUGUCCUGAUGAAACUCUGUUCUCAUGUCUGCAUUGAAGCUUUCUGAUGUUUUCAUAUUAAUCAUUUUAAAUAAAUAACUUCAUCAGGUUUCUGACAUGGAGGUCGUCUCUACAGAAGCUGCUUCUUAUGUUUCUAAUUUGUUUUUAUCUUAAUAUUUUCUAUGAUUAACUUUUGUACAUAAUACCAACAGGAAAAGAUUCUGAAUAAACUAAUUAUUUUAGUGAUUC
Molecule: messenger RNA, 1394 nt
Organism: Xiphophorus hellerii (green swordtail)
Lineage: Eukaryota; Metazoa; Chordata; Actinopteri; Cyprinodontiformes; Poeciliidae
Gene: sgf29
Product: SAGA complex associated factor 29
Exons: 10
Coding region: 179-1054 (291 amino acids)
Cellular component (GO): SAGA complex
Source: RefSeq, a predicted model, not a curated record